GUCUCGCCAUGUCUCGGGAUUACGUUGGAUAUCCUGUAAUGUAGAAGACCUUGUGCAUAAGGUCGAAAGGGUUUUUGGUUCAAAAAGUCGUUAUACAUGUUUCAGUUUUAAUAUUAAAAGUCGUUUGCACCGCUACAGGAACUUUAAUUUAUUUUCUUAAAUACGACUUGAUUUCUCUACGUAUCUAUUCCAUAUUUAACCUCGCUUUCUGGGCGAUUAGAUCGACGUAUAAACAUGGCGACUUCCACAGGCGGUGUGGUUGUUCCACGUAAUUUCCGUCUGCUUGAAGAAUUGGAACAGGGGCAGAAAGGCGUUGGUGAUGGAACUAUAAGUUGGGGACUUGAGAAUGAUGAUGAUAUGACCCUAACACAUUGGACUGGAAUGAUAAUUGGACCCCCUAGGACUCCAUAUGAAAACAGAAUGUACAGUCUAAAGAUUGAAUGUGGGCAAAGAUAUCCUGAUGAAAGUCCAAGUGCUAAGUUUAUUUCUAGGAUCAAUAUGAAUUGUGUCAACACUACCAAUGGCAUGGUGGAUAAUAGAGCUGUCCCGGUGCUGGCGAGAUGGCAGCGUGAUUACACAAUUAAGACUGUUUUACAAGAGCUGCGAAGGAUUAUGACAUUGAAAGAGAAUAUGAAACUCUCUCAGCCACCUGAGGGAAGUUCAUUUUAGCAAUGAAGCGUCAACUGUCAGAGCAGUUUGUCCACACCUCUGCCUCUUGGGAGACAGGGGUUAAUGAAUAUUCACUUCAGUCUUAAUAGGAGUGAUGCAUUGGAUUCCUCUUAAUAUAAAAGAUUAAGACAAAUUUAAAAAUGCAGCCAUAAUUUGGAAUGAUGUUUUUGUAUGAAUAGCCUUGUCAGCACUGCACAUACAUUCAGACUUGGUAAUAUUAAUCAUAUUUGGAGAGAUACGAGUAACAUUGAAUUGCUAACUUUUAAUUUACAAAACAAUUACUGAGAAGUGCUAUUCUAGUUAUGUUCACCAUUUGACAGUAAACAUGCAAUUGAACACAAUGAAGGAGUAGAGGAGUAACCUUAUGGUUGCAAAACAAUAUUCACUUAUUAUGGAAAUUGUAAAAACUAAGUGCUAGUUUGUAAAUGUUUUAUUUAGUAUGUUUUAAUUGCUAGCAUCCAUAAUUUGCACUGAAUUUCUUAAAUUACGAAGUGUUAUUUUGAGUACAACUUAACGAAGUGAAUUACCAAGAGUGCCAGUUAUGAUAAAUUUUGUAUGAGGAUGUUAUAUUAUUUGAAGUUUGUGAAGCUAGCUUGUAACUGCAUGAAGUGUUAUUGCUAAUCUCUCUGGAUAUGACUGGAAAAGAAUUUAUUAUACAUUGAAAAUAAGUCAGUCUCAGUUGUUUGGCUUCUGUACUUCUUUUGCCAUGUUUCUCCUGUUGUUUGUCAGCCCAUAUUGUAAAAGGAAAACAUUUUUAUGGGGAUGUCUUCAGAUAAUUUGUGUUGCUUUUAUUCCCCUAAGUAUGUCAUUGUUCUUGAUCCAAGUGGAAGAUUUUUAACUUCUUCUGAUUGAGCUUUAGGAAGAGAACAGUGAUUAACAAGGCUCUGGUAAUGUGGCAGUCAUUAGUUUUUUUUAAGGUAAAGGUGAAAUAAAACAAGUUUACUACUAUGAAAACCCUGUGACAGCAUUUUUAAAACAAAGAUAUUGCUAUUUGCACCAAUAAUGUUUUAAUAAUUUGUUAUAUGCUAGCAUGUUCUUUGGCUAGCUAGGUAACCGUUAAUUGCUGUGUGGAUGUGAUUUUCUUUUGCCAAGUAAUUUUGGUUCUGGCAGAAAAUUGGCACUGUCGAGGGUUCAUCAGUAUCAGCAUCAGUGCAAUAAACUAACAUUUGUGGGAUUUGGUUGAUUAAGUCCUUUUUCAGAUCUAAUGUUUCAAAUAGACAGGAACUAUAUGAUUUUGGAAGUUGUAAUGAGUAAUUAUUAAUCUUAUUAUUGGUGUAUGAAAAUAUAAGAAUGUAGAAUAAGAAGUGAAAUUUAGGUUUCAGAGAGGUGAGCUGACAUUGCUGACAGUUUUAACAGCUAUAUCAGUGAUUUCUGCCCACACACACGCUUGAUUGCUGUGCCAGUUUCCAGUCUAGUUUGGUAGUGUAGAAGAUAAUGUGGGUCAUUUCCUGUUGAAAUGCCUAUUUUGUUUCCUUUGUUUUGUUUUACUCUUGAACUGUUCUUCAAAUGUAGCCAGAGCAGUGUCUGGCAUUGGUUAUACUUUGUAUGCAGUGACCGGAAUGCACGUCUGGACUUCCCACUCUAGAAGUACUGAAUGCUGCUUCCACCCCCACCCCUGAGGUAUUACUGAAACGUCCAGAGGUGAAUAAAUGACUGAAGGUGUUACUUCUGUGUAUAAGAAGGAUAAUGAGUCAGCUUGUCUGUUGCUUAUUUAUAGUUUUUGCAUUUCUGGAAGAAUUUGUGUAAUUUUAGGGCAUAAUUUUAUUAUGAACUGGGUUCCCAUAUUUAUUUUGAUAAUUCUGCACAUCUUGGUUCCUUGAAAGAUUGUGUAAUGUAAUGUAAUGUAGAUGUGUAGGGGUAAGUGGUGUUUGGUGACAUCUGCUCCUCUUCAAAACUGGCUUGAUUUUACAUUACUGUAAAAAUGAUCCUAGGGGCUGAGCUUAAAACAACAUGUUUUCACAAAAUGUAUGAUAAAUGCUUGUAAAGUUGUUGAGCAUUCUUAAAUUUGAAUCUGAAACUAUAACACGAAACAAAAUUACUUCCACUGCACUCCCAGUAUAUAAUUAAAAAAUGUGUAAGUUGCAUUGUUUUAUAUCUGACAGUUGAAACUUGUAACACCAUUCUGUUCUUUUAUUGGAAAGAGGUCCAGGGAUAAUUCGAAUGAAGACAAGUUGUUUUGCUAUAAAAUUCUUGUGUUCCUUUACAUUACACUAAUGCACAUAUUUCUUCUCAUUGUAGUCUCCUUAGUACACAUCUUCCAUCUGUAGAUCAGAACCACGAUGCCAUUGUGCAAAAAUGUUUUGGUUAGCCACAGCUGGUUUUACACUGCAUACUGCACCUCGUCAGUACAUAAGUGGAUUUCACUGAGUUGAACUUUUAAGGGUCCAAAAAGAUGAUAGUUAUCUGGAGCAAGGUGUCAUGAGUAAGGCAAGUGAGAGAUACUUCUGUGGACUAUGAUUGUUGUAGCAUUCACCUGAGACAAAUCUAGAUAUGCAUUACCAUGCUGCAAGCAGAUUACCAUGGACAGCAGUUUAUCUAAUUUUCUCCCAAUGACUGGCUUCAGAUUCUCCAUUAUAAACAUGCAGUGCACUUGUUAUUGCACAGCUCUUCUGCAGGAAGUGUGUCAGUGUAAUAUUGUUCAUGUCCAAAGAAACAUCAACAUACCUUUCGAGCUGAUGGGGCUACUCAUAAUUUUUGGGCUCCAGUGAUGAAGAAUGAGGCCACCCUUUGCUAACUCAUGUGGUCUUCAUCAUGAAGUGGUGUACCCAUGAACCAUUGCUUGUCGCAGUCAAUCCCAAAAAAUUAUUGCCUUCUGCUUCAUGGUGAGCCAGCAAAGCCUUGCAUGUAUUGAAGCACAUCUGUUUCAUAUUUCAACUGAUGUGGAACCCAACAUGCAUAAUCUUUGUUAAAUAUCAGCUCAUUAUGGACUGAACAAAUACCCACUGGCAACAUCACAGUGAGGUUAAUCAAAAGUUAUUCAGCAGUUCUGAUUUAAGAAUUUUGCUUCCAACAUAAUGUUAGCUUUAAACAACUGCACUCCCUUGUGGACAUGAUAUUGAGAUGAGUAUGCCAUCAUUUGUGGCCUCCAUUGAUAAAUAUUUGCUGAUAUGUCUCCUUCAGCUGCCAAAAAUCAAGCAAAUCUAUGCAUCUCUACUUAGUAUGUAUUUUCACACAAAGUACCAUUUUUGAAUUGUAACUUCAUGUUUGUAAUCAUGCUUAUGUCAGCUAUAAUGAAUGUGUAGAGACUGUUAAAAAAUAAACAUCUUGUAGCUUGAAAGUGUGUUGGAGUAAAACAGUUGUUUUCAGUUGAAUUACCCUCAUGCAUUUACCAGUUUCAGUUGUUGCUAGGAAGUUGGUGGACUAUAAUAUUUUCAAUAUCACAUUAAUUCUUUCACAUUGUGUGUAUGAAAUUGAAACGUAAAUCAUGAUAUUAUGGCAUACUGUCAGGCUCUUUAAUUGUAGUGAAUUCAUAGAUUUGUUUACCACAGUUAAUGCAAAAUUUAUAUGGACAUUAUGAAAACCAUGCAGAUUAGUUUGUCAUAAAAUUUAAAAUUAAUUGUGACAGCAUUCUAUAUGAAUAAAAAAUGUCAUAAAGGUG
Zootermopsis nevadensis is the source of this 4267-nucleotide messenger RNA. It is a transcript of the gene Uev1A, whose product is annotated as Ubiquitin-conjugating enzyme variant 1A. The record is from RefSeq and is a predicted model, not a curated record. NCBI's taxonomy places the organism in Eukaryota, Metazoa, Arthropoda, Insecta, Blattodea, Termopsidae.